AUGCUGGUUUGGGACGCGGCGGCAAAGACGAAUGAAAUAUGCCUCAACGACCUUCUGCUGAGCGGCGAUAUUGCCGAAAUGUUCCACAGAAUCAACAUUCGCCAUGAGGACAUGCAUGCUCAGCGCUUUCUUUGGUACGAUGCUAGCCAGAAUAAAAUAAACACUUACGUAAUGAGAGCCAUGACCUUCGGAAUUAGCUGCGCACCAUUUAUAGCUCACUACGUGCGCAACAAAAACGCCGAACUCCACCAACAUCAAUUCCCAUUAGCCGUGGACGCGAUUCAGCGUGCACACUACGUCGACUUUAUCGACAGCAUGAGCGACGAGGAAAAAGCCAUCGAAAUAUCCAACCAAGUCAAAGAGGUUCACGCCAGAGACGGAUUUGAAAUUCGCAACUGGGCAUCAAAUUCCAGAGAAGUCCUCUCUCAUCUUAAAAACGACGGAGACACCGAAAAUCAGAAGCCAGUGCAGUUCAGCGCUACAGAAAAGGUUUUGGGUAUGUACUGGGACCCACGUAACGACAUUUUUAAGUUUGUAUGCAGAUUCUCAAGACUUAAGCGAGACGUCUUUAUUGAUACUGCGGUCCCAACUAAAAGAGAAGUUCUCCAGGUCCUAAUGUCUAUCUUCGACCCCUUGGGUCUGCUAUCGUGUCAUACCAUUGGGCUAAAAAUUCUUCUGCAGAAGACCUGGCGCGCAAAUAUUAACUGGGACGAAGAGCUGCCAGAGUCAUUGCUGAAGGACUGGAAACAGUGGAAGCUGUUACUUUCCCAAGUUGCAACAGUCAGCAUUCCAAGAUGCUACUCCAUGGGGAUACCAGAAGCAAGCCGCAUCGACCUGCAUACAUUUGUGGAUGCUAGCGAGCAUGCUUAUUCCGCUGCCUGCUAUCUGCGGGUGCAGCAAAAGGACAAGGUGGACGUAAUGCUCGUGGUCGCUAAAAGCAAAGUGGCGCCACUAAAACCACUGUCCAUUCCACGCAUGGAGCUCCAAGCAGCAGUGAUGGGCUCACGCUUGGCGAAAAUGUCCGUAACCUUCAAGUCGACAGUACUACCUUCUGGUCGGACUCACGCACCGUUCUUCAAUGGCUGGUUAUAG
This is a messenger RNA of Drosophila kikkawai, 1092 nucleotides long. RefSeq lists its product as uncharacterized. The record is from RefSeq and is a predicted model, not a curated record. Lineage: Eukaryota; Metazoa; Arthropoda; Insecta; Diptera; Drosophilidae.